Ochotona princeps (American pika) is the source of this 1323-nucleotide messenger RNA. It is a transcript of the gene C1QTNF5, whose product is annotated as C1q and TNF related 5. The coding region runs from base 237 to 971 and encodes 244 amino acids. Gene Ontology annotation, molecular function: protein binding. The transcript is spliced from 3 exons. NCBI's taxonomy places the organism in Eukaryota, Metazoa, Chordata, Mammalia, Lagomorpha, Ochotonidae. The record is from RefSeq and is a predicted model, not a curated record.
GGAGCUCUUGGCCCCUGAACAACUGGUUUCCUCUCGGAGACUGGGAGGAGCAGCAGCCGGGCCGGCAGGGAGCGCACCGGGACAAGCGGGGCCGCCAGGGUCAGGGGGGCGCCUGGCUGUGGAGAAGCGCAGGGGCGGGAGCGCAGGAAGAAGCCGGCGUGGGGACAUCCAGCAGCCGAGGAGCGGGCGAAGGACUACCCAGAGGACGCGACCGUCGGGUUCCCGGUGCCGGCGCCAUGAGUCCGUUCUUCGCCCUGUUGCUGCUCCUGGGCCUGGCGGCAGGCUCGCCCCCGUUGGACGACAACAAGAUUCCCAGCCUAUGUCCGGGACACCCCGGCCUUCCAGGCACGCCGGGCCAUCACGGCAACCAGGGUCUGCCUGGGCGCGACGGCCGCGAUGGCCGCGACGGUGCGCCCGGACCUCCUGGCGAGAAAGGCGACGGCGGGAGGCCGGGACUGCCAGGGCCGCGCGGGGAGCCCGGGGCCCGGGGAGAGAUGGGCCCCCCUGGACCCACCGGGCCUGCAGGCGAAUGCGCGGUGCCCCCACGCUCUGCCUUCAGUGCCAAGCGCUCAGAGAGCCGGGUGCCUCCGCCCUCUGACGCACCCCUGCCCUUCGAUCGUGUGCUGCUGAAUGAACAGGGCCAUUACGAUGCAGUCACGGGCAAGUUCACCUGCCAGGUGCCAGGGGUGUACUACUUUGCCGUCCAUGCCACCGUCUACCGGGCCAGCCUGCAGUUCGAUUUGGUCAAGAAUGGCGAAUCCAUUGCCUCUUUCUUUCAGUUUUUUGGGGGAUGGCCCAAGCCAGCCUCGCUCUCAGGAGGUGCCAUGGUGAGGUUGGAGCCCGAGGACCAGGUGUGGGUGCAGGUGGGUGUGGGUGAUUACAUUGGCAUCUAUGCCAGCAUCAAGACAGACAGCACUUUCUCUGGAUUUCUGGUCUACUCGGAUUGGCACAACUCCCCAGUCUUUGCUUAGUGCCGGCAGCGAAGUGAGUCAUACCACUCCCUGAGGAGGAAGAGGAGGGUGUGACACUGACAGCCACAUCAUCCGGGAGGGCUGGCCCCUCUGUAACCGACGUCCUGCUGUGGACAAGGAAUGGGGAACCGAGGCUGGCAACAUGGGGCAGCAGCUGGACUUCUGCCCAAGAACACAGGAGUGGGUUUUGUGCUGCCAAGUCUAGGUGGGUCCCCCGGUUGCUCGGACCCAGGGUCCUAAAGGUAGGGUGCAGUCAUUCUGGUCUUCUACUUCUCUGAGCUCUCCCUCAUCCCUCCUGCUCCCUGGCCAGCCCUGUUUCUCAGAGACCACUCAAUAAAUCUAAAAAACCUCC